This is a messenger RNA of Microtus ochrogaster (prairie vole), 1032 nucleotides long. RefSeq names its product mas-related G protein-coupled receptor member B2-like. Gene Ontology annotation, molecular function: G protein-coupled receptor activity. Gene Ontology annotation, cellular component: plasma membrane. NCBI's taxonomy places the organism in Eukaryota, Metazoa, Chordata, Mammalia, Rodentia, Cricetidae. Gene Ontology annotation, biological process: G protein-coupled receptor signaling pathway. The record is from RefSeq and is a predicted model, not a curated record.
AUGUGUUCAUGUCCUUUUAUUCUUUGUUCCAGGAGCAUUAGCGGAGAUUUCAUAAUCAAGGAUUCCAACAUCUCAACCUGGGAGACUACCAUCACAGCACAAAAUGGAAGCAUCUACACUGAUUCUUCACAAUGUGAAAUCUUGUCGCAAGCCAUGAUUUACCUUUCCCUCGUCUUUACCCUAGUUGGGAUGCCAGGAAAUGCCAUUGUGUUGUGGAUUCUGGGCUUCAACAUGCGCAGAAAUGCCUUCUCUGUGUACAUCCUCAACCUGGCUAUGGCUGACUUUCUCUUCCUGAGUUUUAAAUUUGUACAUUACCUUUUAUAUAUCAUUAACAUCUCCUCCAUUUUUAUCAAGAUCCCUAUAUUUCUUUUUGUUGUGCAAACACUUUCCUAUAUUUCUGGUCUGAGUUUCCUCAGUGCCAUUAGUGUUGAGCGCUGCCUGUCUGUUUUGUGGCCCAUCUGGUAUCGCUGCCGACGCCCAAGGCACACAUCAGCUGUCACAUGUGCCUUGCUUUGGGCUAUAUCCCUGCUCUUGAGUCUCCUGCAUGGAGAGGCAUGUUUCUUACUUUUUAAUAACAAUCUAUUUUUGUCAUGUGAGACAUUAAAUUAUAUCUCAGAUUAUUGGUCAAUUGUUUUAUUUGUGGUUCUCUGUGGGUCCAGCCUCAUCCUGCUGGUGAGGAUCGUCUGUGGCACACAGAGGAUCCCUGUUACCAGGCUGUUUAUGAUCAUUAUGCUCACAGUGCUGUUCUUCCUGAUCUUUGGUCUCCCCUUCGGGAUCUACUUUCUCCUCCAAAAAUGGUUUGGAAAUCUGAAUGAUGGUAAUAUGUGUCAUCUUUUUGUGACAGUAUUUCUAUACUGUGUUAACAGCUCUGCCAACCCCAUCAUUUACUUCUUCAUUGGCUCCAUCAGGCACCAAACGUUCCAGCGGAAGUCUCUGAAGCUGUUUCUUCAGAGAGCCAUGCAGGACACUCCUGAAGAGGAAGGUGGAGAGAGGGCCUGUUCAAGAAAGGCUGAAGAACUUGAAACACUGUAG